AUGGCACCAUUCACGUCGACCGCGCCCGUCACGCGACCACCUCCCACGGCGCAUAGCCGGAGAUCAGUGUUUAUCGAGGCCCCAAUGGAGGAAUAUACGCCUGCGCAUUCGACGUACGAGAGGUCGAUCCGCGGGACAGGCGGCUGGAGCUGGUCUGAGAUCUACGAGCGCCGCUGGGCGAAAGUUGCGUUGCGGGUCGUGAAUGGCGUGGCGCAUGCCGCGGCGUGCUCGUUGCUUCUCUCGAUCAUGGCAGAGUUUCUGUACAGGCACAGAGGUCGGGAGCAAAGGCCGCCAGCUAUUGCGCUUACUGUCCUCGUCGCUACCGAUAUAUCUCUCGACAUCUACUCCGUCGGCAGGGCUAUGAGAAAAUGGCAAGCCUUGGCCUUGCUCCUGCGCUUACUAGCCGGGCUGGGCUACAUUGCCAUGUUUCUGGUCUAUGUCGGCUUCAGAGAAGUGUUCCCACACGGUUACUCUUACUGGGGGAUGGGGUCGGGGUUCUCUGGUCCCAUUGUUCAUCUUUUCUUAUGGGUGAUUGGAAUUUGGGACCUGCUACACACGAGCAUACACCGACAUACUCUGGGCAGAGAUCUACGGACCGGAAUGUUGUUCUCUCGGCACGGAGGACCAGCCGGCAGUGGCAUUCCCCAGGUUUCGGACCCCAUGUCAGCGCCGCGUACGCGAGGAAGCCAUCCGCAAACACCUUCCCAGGUUGAGCGCGGUUUUGAUACAGAGGCGAUUGUCGCUCUAGAUGAGAUUCACUCGGGCGAAAAGAACAGCACACAAGCAGAUGCGAUGAGUAGAAGUGGGGCGUCUUCGACAUCAGGGGAGUCAUCGUCCCAGGCGGCGUCAGCGGGCAAUCUAGAUAGCAAGACUGUGAGCGCCGAAACGAGCCAGAGAACAAGCACUGCGUUUUCGGAGGACACAUUGGAGGACGAAGGCGGUGCUCAUACCGACGUGGCACGAGAAGAGUUCAAGCCAUGA
This is a messenger RNA of Diaporthe citri, 981 nucleotides long. RefSeq lists its product as uncharacterized. The coding region runs from base 1 to 981 and encodes 326 amino acids. The transcript is spliced from 2 exons. Lineage: Eukaryota; Fungi; Ascomycota; Sordariomycetes; Diaporthales; Diaporthaceae. The record is from RefSeq and is a predicted model, not a curated record.